AUGUCGAAACGCCCAGAAUUGACGCACGAAGCGCUGUCGAAGUUUUAUAAUGUGGGCUAUUUGUGCGAAGAAUGCGCGCAUUUCUGUCAUACCAAUCGAGGCCAUGACGUUGUCGCGUUGGGCGUGAAGGACAACGUGAAAUGCGAUUGUGGAAACCGAAUCUUUCUCCAAUUGGAUGAGUUGGGAGUUUCCGAAGAGGGUCAUUCGUUUCAUUCUUGUUAUUUGUGUCCCGGGAAGCCGGAGUGGAAUCCGUGCAAUGUGUACUCGCAUAAUUGCAGAGAACGCUGGUGUUAUUGCGAUGAAGAGGAGCGUUUGCCGAUGGUUCAAUGCGUGAAAUGCUGCGAUUGGUUUCAUAAUGAUUGUGCGGAGAAAGUGUGGAGCGAAACACACGAGGGACAGACGAUCGAUUUGAACGAUGAAUCGAUUGACUUCGUGUGCAGAGAUUGCGAGAAGAAGGCAGGCGCUCCGUCUGCGUCGAUGGCUCCCUCGCAAUCCACUUUUAUUGGCGGCGGAGGAGAAGCAGGGAAGUCUAUGGAGACUGUGGAAACAGGGGAAACAGGGGAAACUGUGGAAGAUGCGGAGAAUGAAGAAGAUUUGGAAGAGUUGAUUCGAGAGAAAAGAUCGAAGAAUGAUCGAACGGGCGCCAUGAAACUUAUGCUGCGAUAUAUGCUGAAGAAAUCGCUGAAUCAAUCCAAGUCAAGUAAGCGAAGUAUCAUCGUGGAAAGUGACGUGAAUCGAGCCACCGAAGAAUUGUCGCGUGUGAUGCGUCGAUUGAAUGGUUUGUCGUCUUCUGUUUUUUAA
Molecule: messenger RNA, 801 nt
Organism: Blastocystis hominis
Lineage: Eukaryota; Bigyra; Opalinata; Blastocystidae
Exons: 4
Coding region: 1-801 (266 amino acids)
Cellular component (GO): cytoplasm
Molecular function (GO): ubiquitin protein ligase activity; zinc ion binding
Source: RefSeq, a predicted model, not a curated record